CGGGCUGCGGGAGGUAGGAUCCUGAGCCGGAAGCGGGGCGAGCUCCUGACGGCCGGGCCCGACCCCCUUCAGGCAGGUGUCCACGAUGCCGGAGGGUCCGGAGCUGCACCUGGCCAGCCGCUACAUCAACACGGUGUGCGCCGGGCUGCUCUUCUCGGGGAAGGUGGAGAAGUCUGCGGUGAGCAAGAACCCAGAGGUGCCAUUCGAGAGCUGCACCUACGUGAUCUCGGCCACCCCCCGCGGCAAGGAGGUGAAGCUGACUCUGAUGCCAGUCAAAGAGGAGGAGGAGAGCCUGCAACUCGCUGAGGAGAGUAGCCCAGCUGGGCAGGAUCCGGACAGCCCCCCCCAGCCUAUGGACGUCGUCUUCCGUUUCGGGAUGUCGGGCAGCUUCAAGCUGGUGCCAGAGGCUGAGCUGCCCAAGCACGCCCACCUGCGCUUCUACACCAGGGAGAGCCCGCGCCGCAUCCUCUGCUUUGUGGAUUUCAGGCGCUUUGGCAGGUGGGAGGUGCAGGGGACGUGGCAGCCAGACCGGGGCCCCUGCGUUAUGCUGGAGUAUGAGAAAUUCAGGGAGAAUGUACUGAAGAACCUGUCUGACAAGGCCUUUGACAAGCCCAUUUGUGAGGCCCUGUUAAAUCAGAAGUUUUUCAAUGGAAUCGGCAACUAUCUCCGAGCUGAGAUUCUUUACAGGUUAAGGAUCCCUCCCUUUGAGAAGGCCCGGACAGUGCUGGAAGCUCUGCAGCAUCGGGAGCAGGACCCUGCCCUGACCUUGAGCAAGAAAGUGAAGCUGAAGCGGGAGAACCCAGACCUGUUGGAGCUGUGUCACUCAUUGCCCAUGGAGGUCUUUCACCUAGGGGGGAAAGGCUAUGACCCAGAGAGCUCGGAUGAUUUUACAGCCUUUCAGCAAUGGCUGCGGUGCUACUAUGUGGCUGGUAUGAAGUCAUUGCGAGACAGCAAUGGCAGAACCAUCUGGUUUCAGGGAGAGCCUGGACCAAUGGCCCCAAAAGGAAAAAAGUCCCACAAGAAACACGCUCGGGGGAAAGCCGACUUGGAUGCUCCAAGUUCAAAGGAGACAAAGCCACCAUCCAAGAGGAGUUCCAAAGACAGCAGCAGCCAUGAGGAGCCUCAGGGAACUAAGAAACACAGCAGGAAGAAGGAGCUCAUCCAGGGAGCUGAGAACAGCCCAGCAAAUGGACCAAGGAAGCGACAUGCCAGGUUGAGGCAGAAAGGCUCAACCUGCCAAGAUUCUCCUGAAACCAAGGCUCCUGCUGAGGGGAAGACGAGGAGCAGGAGGCGGGCAGCUGCUUACAAAAGCACAGAAGUGGCUGCUGCUGGCUCCAGACAGAGGCAGGCAAGGACUGACAGGCCUGUCACCACUGCUAUUCCCCUCUCCAGCUUGUAGUAACCGGCAUGGGGACUUGCUUGCCUGCUGCCGCCAAACACCCUGAGCAAAAGGUCAUGCUGGGACAGCUGCUGGAUAACUGCGAUCUGAAUGGCUGCACCUGCUGUAGUGCGCCUUUUUCAGGGGCAGCCCACCACAGGAACUCUGAGCUGCUGGUGUGAGCCCCUUGCUCUGUGAAAUGAGCUGUUGGUUUGUCUUCCUGCUUGCUUACAGGAUUUUAGCCUUUUUUAGAUGCUGCUCAGUGGUUCCAGGACAAAGCGAUUUUAUCAACUUCAUUUUGUAUCCAGCCCCUUUGGAGGUGCAGUGGGUCCUGUUUGCACCUGCAGGUUCGGAGCUGGCACCACUGUGGGCUGGGUGCUGAGUGGGGAAGGCUGAGCUUUCUCCAGCCUCCUGUGGGUGGGCUGAGCAGUGCCAGCCCCAGGUCAGUGUCCCCUGCUGGGGGCCUGUGCUUCUUGCUCUCAGCUGGGCUUGACAACCUUCAUGCUCCUGCAUGCUGCCAGGAACGGGAUGGUGAAUUGCAUUUGUCCUGAGCUAGCAGGACUCAGAGGCACUUGCUGACUUAAAAUUCCUCUGCUGUAUCUCCAGCCCCCCACAGCUCUGCCAGGGGCUCUGAGGUUUUAGACCUAGAGUAUUUUAACUCAGAAGAAGGUGGCGAGAGCCUGUCCUUUCUGGAAAGUGCCUGGUUGAAGCAGAGGGGCUGGCUCCUCUCACACAUGGGCAUUACCAGCUAUGGCAGUGCUGCAGUGCUCCCUUCUUGGGGUAGGCAGACUUUGUGGCCCAUUCAAGCCUGCUUGCUACCAGAUCUACGUGUAGACAUAUAGGGCCAGGUUUUUAAAGAUACAGAAGUGCCUAAUGCUCACUGAUUUCAACAGGUAUUAGACCCCCAGAAUACCUUUAAAAAUCAAGGGCAUGGACCACCCCUUCCCCCAGAUUCUGGCUUCCCAUAACCUGAAGGUGAAGGUUCAGCAUCUGCCUACUAGCCUGUUCGCCUCACACACAGGAGUUUUCUAACAACUGUUGGUGCUUUUAACUAUUUGACUAUGAUAGCCGCAAUAAAACCUUUAUACAGAAAACCA
Messenger RNA from Gavialis gangeticus (Gharial), 2475 nucleotides. It is a transcript of the gene NEIL1, whose product is annotated as nei like DNA glycosylase 1. NCBI's taxonomy places the organism in Eukaryota, Metazoa, Chordata, Crocodylia, Gavialidae. Bases 86 to 1399 code for a protein of 437 amino acids. The transcript is spliced from 9 exons. Gene Ontology annotation, molecular function: zinc ion binding; DNA N-glycosylase activity; nucleic acid binding. The record is from RefSeq and is a predicted model, not a curated record. Gene Ontology annotation, biological process: base-excision repair. Gene Ontology annotation, cellular component: nucleus.